AUGGACAAAUUCCUUAUAAAAGCACCAAUACGAACAACGCGUUUGAGUGCAGCCAGUGCCUCACGAAAGAUCACUUCUCAGCUGGGGCCUGAUGAUGAGCUGGCUGUUCCUGAUGAAAAGCGAGCAUUAAAACGCCCUUCUCCUCGUCCGGAUGAAGAUUUUGACGCGUCUGAAUCGGAAGGAGACGCGACUCCUGAAAACGACACCAAGCAGCCUGCACCGAAAAAGAGGAAAACGCAGCCUUCAAGGAGUAAAGCUGAAACUUCAAAGAUUCAUGAAUCUCUAUUUUCUUCAAAAGGGGAGACAAGUUCAACGUCAUGCACUCCUCCAUCCAGGCGACACCAGAUCACAUAUCACCGACCAUUAAUGCUGAAAGAGCCCUCUUCUCGACAGGCGCUUCUCACAUGGUUUGACGGUGUCAGUACCAAACGUUCAAUGCCAUGGCGCAAGGCCUGGAUAAAUCCGAAAGAUCAUGGUCAAGAUGAACUUCGGGAUCUUUUAGAGCGACGAGCAUAUGAGGUCUGGAUUAGUGAAAUUAUGCUGCAGCAAACACGGGUGGCUGUAGUCAUCGACUAUUGGAACAAGUGGAUGGGCAAGUGGCCUACAAUUCAUGACCUCGCUGCUGCAAGUGCCGACGAUGUUCUCAGUGCUUGGCGUGGGUUGGGCUACUACAGUAGAGCGACACGGAUUCACGAGGCAGCAAAGCUAGUGGUGAACGACUCGGUAAUGAAGGGGCUACUACCUUCUAAUACCAAAGACCUCGAGGACAAGGUUCCUGGUGUCGGGAGAUACACUGCUGGUGCUAUCUCAUCCAUUGUCUUUGGAAGGGCAGCACCCAUGGUGGAUGGAAACGUUUUGCGAGUACUGAGUCGACAGCUUGGGCUGUUUGGCAACGUCAAGUCGAACAAAACCGUCAUUGAUACAUUAUGGGCUGCUGCCGACGCCCUCGUGAAAGCUAUCGCGCGAGAUGGAACCGACAAGCAGGAGGGCGAAGAAGUCGAGACAAGUGAUCGGCCAGGGAGAUGGGGACAAGCACUUAUGGAACUCGGAAGUACUAUCUGUAUUCCUAAGCCGAACUGCUCCGAAUGCCCCAUCACUUCAACCUGUCGCGUACAUGCCGAAGGAAAGACGCUGGUCUCAGGCAAAAGUCAAGACGCGAAGAUUGGAGAUAUCGAAGACAUGUGUGACCUCUGCGAAUCUUUCGAAGAAGAAACCUUGGACGAGACGGAAGUCAAAGUGGAGGACACCCAGGCGUCGAAGAAGACCACAGCCAAGGGAGGUCAAGGCAAGCAGAUGACACUCUCGGCGUUCGCAUUCAAGGGGCCGACUGAAGACAAACCAGCUACGGCCAAGGCGAAAGCAGCCACCAGUCCCCGCGAUAUGGAGACAAUUGUCGAUCACGCACGCAAAUUCCCACUCAAGGUGAUCAAGAAAGCCGUGAGGGAAGAAGAAACCUUGGUGUGCGUGAUCCGUCGAGCUGAUGGCCAAUACUUGAUCCAGAAGCGCCCAGAAAAGGGGCUUUUAGCUGGUCUUUGGGAGUUUCCGAGCCAUAUCCUCCAAGACGCCAAGGAAGGUAGCACACCAGCAAAGAGACGCUCAAAAGCGCUAGCAUAUGUCUCCAAGCUCGCUGGUGAACACGGAGACAAAGCAGUGAAACCCAAACAUGUGGCCGACUUGGGCAGUGUACCCUGGCUUUUUUCUCAUAUAAAGCUCACGAUGCACGUUCAUCUCUUUACGCUCGAAGAUGGCAGUUUGGGUGAUACUAAGUCGUUAACUAAGGAUCGUUUGAGGUGGGCAACAAGUGAAGCCGUUGACGCAGAGUCGAUGGGAACCGGAAUGCGCAAGUGCUGGGCACUUGCAAAGGAUCAGGAAUAA
This is a messenger RNA of Fusarium pseudograminearum CS3096, 1875 nucleotides long. RefSeq lists its product as uncharacterized. The record is from RefSeq and is a predicted model, not a curated record. Bases 1 to 1875 code for a protein of 624 amino acids. Gene Ontology annotation, cellular component: nucleus. The transcript has a single exon. NCBI's taxonomy places the organism in Eukaryota, Fungi, Ascomycota, Sordariomycetes, Hypocreales, Nectriaceae. Gene Ontology annotation, molecular function: purine-specific mismatch base pair DNA N-glycosylase activity; 8-oxo-7,8-dihydroguanine DNA N-glycosylase activity; adenine/guanine mispair binding. Gene Ontology annotation, biological process: mismatch repair; base-excision repair.